Molecule: messenger RNA, 201 nt
Organism: Pyricularia pennisetigena
Lineage: Eukaryota; Fungi; Ascomycota; Sordariomycetes; Magnaporthales; Pyriculariaceae
Exons: 1
Coding region: 1-201 (66 amino acids)
Source: RefSeq, a predicted model, not a curated record
AUGAGCACAUUCACGUCUUCGGGGAGGGGUGGCGCGGGCAACAUUGUCGACAAGACCAAGUCGCCUCGCAUCGAGCCCAAGGACCUCGAGACGCCGACGCUCAAGACCUCAGUCGUUACGACGGGGAGGGGCGGCACCGGCAACAUGGCCAAGAAUGUAGAUCCUGCCGAGACGCGCGCGAUGCAGGAUGUAUCGCCGUAA